CUAUGUUAUAAGCAGAGGGAGAGAAACAAGCUCAAAGAAGAGGAAGCCAACAGCAGUGCAACAGUGUUACUGUCAUUCCACCAUCAAGGAUUGGACAGCGAAAUCAUGAUGAAGCUGUUUUGUCUGUUUCUGCUGCUUGCUGAUUUCACCACUGCCGUCCCUUUGGAAACCUCAGGUAGAGAAGAGCAAACCAACUUGCAACCCACGCAGCAUCCCCACGCCUUGACCACAGAACCAAGCCCAACUGAGGCCAAGUCACGCUUUGCCAUGCUGGAUGAUGUUAGACUACUUGCAAACGGCCUUCUUCAGCUGGGCCAGAGUUUGCGGGAAUUCGUCCACAAGACCAAGGCCCAGAUCAACGACAUUUUCCAAAAGCUGAACAUUUUUGACCGCUCUUUCUACCAGCUCUCUGUUGUAACGUCAGAGAUCAAGGAGGAAGAGGAGGAGCUGAAGAAGACCACCAACUUCUUGAAGGCCAACAAUGAGGAGAUCAGGAACUUGUCGCUGGAGAUCAACUCUAAGAUCAAUGGCAUCAUGCACGAGCGCACGCAGCUGCAGAGUAAGGUGGGGAGCCUGGAGGAGAGGCUGAAGGGACUGUCACAGAGCAUGGUCCCUGCCGACCAGCUUAGUGAAAUCACAUCACUCAAGGAUGUGAUUGACGCACAAGAGAGAACGAUCACCAAUCUGCUGGAAGCUGUGAAAGAGCAGCACGAUCAACUUGACCACCAGAAAGUCAAGAUUAAAAACCUGGAGGAAAAGCUAAGCUUUGACAGUUUUCAAGAUACAGUCGAUAAGCCAGUGGAUUCAGAUCCCGCAGCUCCGAAUAUGUUUGAAUAUCUGACAGAAAACUCAACUGGCCUGGAGACAAACGAUCUCCCUGUGGACUGCAGUGAGCUGUAUAACAAAGGAGAGGCAAGCAGUGGAGUCUAUGUUAUCAAGCCAAACCUAUCAGAGCCAUUCAAUGUGUAUUGCGAAAUGGGUUCAGAUGGUGGCUCAACUGUCAUCCAGCACAGGAUCGAUGGUUCAGUGGAUUUUGACCAGACAUGGGAGAAAUAUGAGGGAGGCUUUGGAGAUCUAGAAAAGGACUUCUGGCUGGGCUUGAAGAAGAUCCACAGUCUUGCACAGCAGGGAGUUUACGUCCUACGUAUUGAUUUGGAGGAUUGGAAGGAGGAGAAGCACUGGGCUGAGUACCGGUUCUCAUUGGAUGGUGCCUCAAAGGACUACACCAUUCAUGUCAGCCAUUUCUCUGGUGACCUGCCUAACGCCAUGGCCAACAUGACCGGCAUGAGAUUCUCCACAAAAGACAGAAAUAACAUUAACCACCGUAACUCCUUCUGCACUCGCAAUUACACAGGUGGCUGGUGGUUCAAUGACUGCGGAGAGACCAACCUUAAUGGAAGGUAUUUGUGGCUGAGGGCAAAGGGACGCUCAGUACGGAGGAAGGGCAUUCACUGGAAGCCAGGCACAGGGCCCUCAUAUUCCCUCAAGAUGACCAAGAUCACUGUGCGACCAGACCAAACUCCAAAAACCUCCUGAACCACACAACUCACACCUUCUGCUCUCUACAACACGGCUGGCAUCUUUCAUAAACAUAUAUGUAACACGCAAAUGACAUGUUUCAUAGAAAGGGAAAGUGAAGUAAAUCAGGCAUCAUGCAUGUCUAUAAGACAAAAUUCUUAAUUUAUAUACAACAUUAAGCUGAUUGCUUCCCGAUACCAUUCUGACACAGACUGGUGCAGUCUGACUAACAGGCCAAAAAAUGUCAGAAAAUGCUGAACUGUCGCACUGUUGCAACAAAUGCCACAUGGGCCGUUAACCUAUUGGGUCUGAUCCAGCAAGGAGAGUAGAAUCGUCAUUUUGCAACAUCUGCAGUCACUUGCAAAAUGGACAUAUUGAUCCAUAAUCAGCAACCCGAUUUAGUGCCGGUUGCAAAAUGUAACAGUACAGCAGUGGGAGAAAAAUCUAUGGGAACGCAUUACAAUCUAAUUCUAAAACUGAGAUGACCUGGCCAUCUUUCGUUUUGUGAAAUAUUUAAAAGUGCAUUUUAUCUUUGUGAUGUGAAACUGUCUUGCAUGUUAUGAAGACGUACACACCAAUGCAUGCAAUUAUAUACUGAAUUUCAGGUUUCUAGGAAAGUACAGCAAAAGAAUUGUCCAUACAAAUGAAUGAGGACCUUGCUUUACCAAAUACAAAUAGUGGAGCCAAGCCUUUGGCAGCAUAUUACAAAACUUUUCCUUUUGUUUGUUCUAUGUUUUUUUUUUACUGUGUAAAGUAUUUAAACCAUGUCCAUGCUAUUAUAUGAUUUAUGCUGGUACUCAUUUCCAUGUAUUUCCUAUGUUAUUGAGUCAUAUUGACUCUUUCCAUGAUUUCAACUGUACUGUAAAUGUACCUCAUCCUAACAUAACGUAUGUAAUGUAACCCAGACAAGUAGCUAUGUGCUCUA
Messenger RNA from Paralichthys olivaceus (Japanese flounder), 2443 nucleotides. RefSeq names its product angiopoietin-like 3 (gene angptl3). The record is from RefSeq and is a predicted model, not a curated record. Gene Ontology annotation, biological process: phospholipid catabolic process; phospholipid homeostasis; cholesterol homeostasis. Lineage: Eukaryota; Metazoa; Chordata; Actinopteri; Pleuronectiformes; Paralichthyidae.